Messenger RNA from Durio zibethinus, 3045 nucleotides. RefSeq lists its product as uncharacterized. The record is from RefSeq and is a predicted model, not a curated record. Gene Ontology annotation, biological process: carbohydrate metabolic process; pentose-phosphate shunt. NCBI's taxonomy places the organism in Eukaryota, Viridiplantae, Streptophyta, Magnoliopsida, Malvales, Malvaceae. Gene Ontology annotation, molecular function: transaldolase activity. Gene Ontology annotation, cellular component: intracellular anatomical structure; cytoplasm.
AACUAUCGUCACAAAUCCCACAUCUUUCUCAUCUUUCUGGGUCGGCUUUGGAUUUAACCCCCAUUCUACUUGAAGAUAAAAUUUUCCUAGACAUUUGCCUCUUUGCUUUGAUAUUAUAUCAUCAUUCUUGCUCAAUAGGGCUAGCUAAAUUUAUUUAUGAAUUUACUAUUUUUGUUGAGCGUAAUAAAUUUAUUAAAAUUCAUAAUAAAUUAAAAGAAGAACCAAUCCGGUGCCGACAAUUCAGACAGAUACCAUCCCUUGCAAAAAUCUAAAGGAAAUUCCGAUAAAGCUCUUAUCCAUUGUUAAAAUAUCCGAAACCCCAAAACGACCACAGAUAAACUCAAACCUCACUUAAACAACUUCCACGUGGCCACAUUUUACCCCUCUCUCUCUCUCUCUCUCUCUCUCUCUCUCUCUCUCUCUACAUAUAUAUAUAUAUAUAUAUAUAUAACAAAAAAUAGAGUUCUUCGCACCUCUCUAUCUCACAAAGACGAAAGAAAAAAAAAAUGUCGCUCUCCUUGCAAUCUCCGUCUUCUUCAUUUCCCUCUUCUUCUUCUUUGCCAAAAUCUAGAUUGAGAUUUGCAAAUGGGUCUUCUUGUUCUGCUCUGCAUUUCAAGUUCAACAGAUCUUUUCCAAUUAUUCGUGCCUCCUCGGGCUUCUCUUCUUCUCUUGACAUUGGGUUGAGUACUGAACUGGAUGCUGUGUCUACUUUCAGUGAGAUAGUUCCUGACACUGUGAUCUUUGAUGAUUUUGAAAAGUUUCCACCAACUGCUGCAACUGUUAGCUCUUCUCUGCUGUUGGGUAUAUUGAGCCUUCCCGAUACCAUUUUUAGAAAUGCUGUGGAUAUGGCUUUGGCUGAUUCAAGUUGUUCUGGGCUGGACAAUCCUGAACUGAGGUCGUCUUGUUUCGUUAACAAGGCUUUGGUAAAUGUUGGUGGUGACUUGGCAAAGCUAGUUCCUGGUCGAGUUUCAACAGAAGUGGAUGCACGUCUGGCUUAUGACACACAUGGCAUUAUUAGGAGGGUGCACGACUUGCUGAAGUUGUAUGAUGACAUUGAUGUUCCUCCAGAGCGUUUAUUGUUUAAAAUACCUUCAACUUGGCAAGGAAUAGAGGCCUCGAGAUUGCUCGAAUCUGAGGGUAUACAAACACAUUUGACUUUUGUUUACAGCUUUGCUCAAGCUGCAGCUGCAGCCCAAGCUGGUGCUUCUGUUAUUCAGAUUUUUGUUGGCCGUGUUCGGGAUUGGGCACGCAAUCAUUCUGGAGACCCUGAGAUUGAAGCUGCUAUUCAAAGAGGAGAGGAUCCUGGGUUGGCCCUGGUGACAAAAGCUUAUAACUAUAUUCACAAAUAUGGACAUAAAUCAAAGCUUAUGGCGGCAGCAGUUCGUAACAAGCAGGAUUUAUUCAGUCUGCUGGGGGUUGACUAUAUCAUUGCACCCUUGAAGGUAUUGCAAUCACUCAAAGAAUCAAUCACUGCUCCUGAUGAGAAGUACUCUUAUGUUAGGAGGCUGUCCCCGCAGUCUGCUGCCAACUUAAAUUUCACUGCUGAAGAGCUCACAAAGUGGGACCAAUUAAGCCUUUCAUCAGCUAUGGGACCCGCAUCUGUGGAGCUUCUGGCUGCUGGACUGGAUGGAUAUAUUAAUCAAGCAAAGCGAGUUGAGGAAUUACUGGACAAGAUUUGGCCACCUCCAAAUGUCUAAAGUGGCUUGUCCAUUUCAAUGCACAUCUCUUAUGGCAAUGAUACCAACUCCACCAUGUUAGCAACACUUUUUUUUUUCUUGCGGAGUACUUAAAGUUGGUCUUUAAAGCUUGAUGUCAAUCCUCCAUUUUUUUCUGUUAUCCAUGAACACAAUGCUGAUGUUGCCCUGCCGCCGUUGCACGUGGUAACCCUUUCACUUGCUUUCCAAAAAUUGCAUUCAAUUCCAUGGCAAAGCUUUCCUUUUCACAGUACUGUUACGUUUAUGCUAUUAUGGUUUCAUUUUUGCAAACCCUUUAGCCUAUUAUUGUUUCGUUUUGAACAACCUAGGUUAUUGAGUUCUGCUUGAUCAGCCAGGUGCUCCAGUCUUUCAUAUAGUAUAGCUAUGAAGUUGGCUAUAGCUAGCUAGUCUGUUAUUGUUGCUUGCUUUCACUUGGAAACCUAACCUAAUUUAUUCAGCCUAACGUAAGUUUACCAGAGCCUUUAUUUAAAGCUCCAAGCCAAUGGAAGCACUGACUCUGUCAUUUGGAGUUUGGGAAAAAAUAGGGCUAGGCUUUAGUGGUGGUUGAGCCCUAACUUUGAAAUCUACUUUUGAAAUAAGCUUUAGUGUCAUUCAAGCCCAAGAAAUUGACAGCCUGCAUAGAAAGUCCAUUACCUAGAGCUAAAGGCUAGAACCUUGGUACAGCCUUCUGCCUGCUAGAGGAGCUGAGUGGCAGUCACCUUUCUUUUUAACUUUCUAGAUGGUAAAGGAAGAGUUUUUGGUUUGAACUUUGAUCAGUAUUCGUGUUUUAGAUAGGCUAUCGCCUUAUCCAGAUCCGUAUCCGACCAGUUUUCCCUUUAAGGAAAAAAAAAAAAAAGGGAAGGUGCCACUGCCAUGUUGUACCCCAUCACCUCUUCCCUUUCCCCUGACAUUGGAGAUCCCCUCCUUUAAGAAAAUGAAAGUCAUGGAUUCAACAUAAAACAUAAAACAUUUGCUCCGUUCCAUUGUUUACUUUUACUUGACAAACCCAUGUCGGCAUUAAUUAGACUAGUCGAUACAACAUAAAGCAUAGCAAUUUUUUUUUUUUAUUCAUAGUAACAUUAACACAAGGAGAGAAUUAUUGAAAUUUUAUAUAUAUGGAUUUUGCUAAUGAGUGUUAUCAAAUCAUACUGUAAGAUUAAUUAAUAUAUUAUUUAGUGCCCAUUAGUAAAAUCCUUUAUAUAUAUUGAUGUCAUUAUUAUCACGUUAUUAAGAUUUAUUAGAGACUAUAAUCAAGUAAUUUAGGUAAAGAGAGGAAAUCAUGUUAAGGCAGUGGAUAGAUAUUUGAACCUUGAACUUUUUGACAUUUUUAAGACCGCUAAAUCAAGUUUAA